Molecule: messenger RNA, 864 nt
Organism: Seminavis robusta
Lineage: Eukaryota; Bacillariophyta; Bacillariophyceae; Naviculales; Naviculaceae
Source: the annotation of a GenBank genome assembly
AUGUUCCAGAAAUUGUCGUGGUUGGCGCUAUUGGCCCCUCUCUUGGCCGAGGGAUUUGUUUCCCCCCAGACACCAGCGUCAUUGCCCUCCAGUCCGUCCACUACAAGGUUGGGUCUGUUUGGUGGGAGCGGAGCCAAGAUUCCAAGUUCUCCAGCUGAUCGAGAUAAUCAGGCCAUUGCGGGAGUCAAAGCAGCCAUUGGAAAGCCGAAGACUAGAGGAUUCCCACUGAUCGAAUGUGAAUUCCCACCACUUGUGGCUCUCAAUAAGUUGGGCGAUGGGUCAAUGAGAUCGGCAAUCGAAGUCGAUCAGGCCAACCUGGCGUUUUGUUCCAAACUGAUCAAAUCCAUUUCUGUUCCUCUUUUGGGUCCCAAAGUUUGGCUCUUGACCAGUGGCGGUGCCGCAAACGCAUUUCAAUCAAAGGCAGAAAAAGCCGUCAAGGGGUCGGCGACGGUGGCAUCGCUCCGCAAUGGAAUCCCAGAAGGAAUUUCCAAGGGAGACGUUUGCAUCUUUAUUUCACCCAAUGGACGUGGAGACUACAAUGUCGCCAAAACGCUGGCGGAAACCACGGCCAAAGCGGUCGUAGUGGUCAAUGGACUCGCCAAGGAUCAAGAUAGUGUCCCUGGCAGAGCCACCAUGGCAUAUUACCUCAAACCACUCACGUACAAUUCACAGGUGGCGGGAUACUUGAUUCGAAGUUACCCCGGACAAUGGACCGUACUGGAUGCUGUGACGAAGAAAUCAUUGGGUUCCUUUUCCGAUAACGAGAUUCUGUUUGGAAACUCCAAUACACCCGAUUUGAGAGAGUCAGGACGACUCGUUCAAAAAUCUACAGAUGAUCGGGCCAUCGCAGCUCGAAGUAGAUAA